AUGUUUCGUUUGUCUUCAAUACUUGUAUUCCAUUUUCUGAGACGAAACCUCAAAACUUCUUCAAAAUUUGUCCGAAGGAUGGUGUCACUUGAGGUACCAACAGAAAGCCCGUGCAUCUCGCGUCGCGCUCCAUCCGAAGAAUGUGAAAUCGCUUUUUCGCAUGACGAUCCGACGCUAAUGUGGAAGGAUCGAACCACGGAUUGUGUAGAUUUAAAGAAAGUAUUCUCAAAAUUCGAUUCGUCUGCUCCAAUCAGCGGCGAGAUUUUGUUCAGAGCUCGUUUUCUCUGCGCAAAAUACUUGGGAGGCGCUUGGCGAAAAGUGAAAAUUGAAGAAUUCAGAAUUAGAGCAAUUACCGGUGGAAUGUCGAAUCUUCUAUUCCUCGUGGAACUUCCAGCUCAUCUUACACCAAUUCAAAUGGAACCUGAAAAGGCGCUUCUUCGUGUGCAUUGUCAAUCAGAUAUCGAUCAAUUACUAUCAGAAUCUGUAGUUUUUACGUUAUUGUCUGAAAGAAAUUUGGGUCCUAAAAUGUUGGGCGUUUUUCCUGGUGGACGAUUCGAACAAUUCAUUCCAAGUAGAGCACUUCAAUGUCUUGAAAUCAGUAAACCAGGACUUUCCAAAUUAAUUGCACCGAUUGUCGCCAGAGUUCACACUUUAGAUGCUCCGAUUCCAAAAGAGCCACAGACAUUGCAAACUGCCAGACAGUGGCUAGAACGAUUCAAAAAAACUCCUGCCGGCGAACGACCUAUCGAAAUGUAUUUGACACAAGCAAAAGUUCCAAAAUCCGAUUAUCCGUCAACAAUAACAGUGGCUCAGUUGGAAAGAGAACUCAAUUUUGUGGAAUUUUUCCUUCAACAUAGUCACUCGCCAGUUGUGUUUUCGCAUAAUGAUUUACAGGAAGGAAAUUUCCUGUUGAUUGAUGGAUAUAAACUUGCUGAUGAUGGAACCGUUCUCACACCUGAUGGAAAACCAACAAAUGAUGAUCCAUUGUCAUUAAUUGAUUUUGAGUACUGUAGUUAUAAUUAUAGAGGAUUCGAUCUAGGAAAUCAUUUCUGUGAAUAUGGUUAUGACUAUAAUGAGGCUGAAGCUCCAUACUAUAAAAUUCAUCAACACUAUUUCGAAGUGGAAAAAGAGAGAAAAGUAUUCUGUGAGGCAUAUCUGGAUGAGGUUUACAAGAUGCGAGCUUGCGGUGACAACCCACAUUUCCCCUCGGAUCUGGUUACUGGCGAUCGGGAGAAAGAUCUUAAUAAGAUCAUUGAAGAAUCGAUUCUCUUCAUGCCAGUCUCUAAUAUUUUCUGGGUUUGCUGGUCUUUAAUCAAUGCUGAAGAAUCCUCGAUUGCAUUCGAUUACGGUGCUUAUGGACGUGAUCGUCUUGCUCUAUACUUCCACCAGAAGAAGAAUCUCGAAAAAUACCUUUCCAAUUUGUGAUCUUUAUAAUGCCAUGCAUUUUUAACUAUGUAACCUUCUCUUAAUCUGCUUUUAAAAAUUUCUAACCUUUUCUCAUAAUUAGGGUUUUUAUGGUCACCAAAGAAAAUUGUAUUUUAAUUGCACUAUACUCCUAAUCUAUCACUAUGUUUCCAACUACGCCUUGUGUGCCUUUUGUGAUAAUUCCAAUACGAACCCUCUGUUUUCUCGCUAGUUUUUUGAAACGUUUUCCAUGUUAUUCCUGUUAAAAUUAUAUAUAUAAAUAUAUGCACAUUCCAAAAAAA
Molecule: messenger RNA, 1706 nt
Organism: Caenorhabditis elegans
Lineage: Eukaryota; Metazoa; Nematoda; Chromadorea; Rhabditida; Rhabditidae
Gene: cka-1
Product: Choline/ethanolamine kinase
Exons: 11
Coding region: 1-1425 (474 amino acids)
Source: RefSeq, marked reviewed